Messenger RNA from Parastagonospora nodorum SN15, 1323 nucleotides. RefSeq lists its product as hypothetical. The record is from RefSeq and is a predicted model, not a curated record. Lineage: Eukaryota; Fungi; Ascomycota; Dothideomycetes; Pleosporales; Phaeosphaeriaceae. The coding region runs from base 1 to 1323 and encodes 440 amino acids. Gene Ontology annotation, molecular function: ribose phosphate diphosphokinase activity; magnesium ion binding. Gene Ontology annotation, cellular component: ribose phosphate diphosphokinase complex; cytoplasm. The transcript is spliced from 5 exons. Gene Ontology annotation, biological process: 5-phosphoribose 1-diphosphate biosynthetic process; purine nucleotide biosynthetic process.
AUGGUUCGCAACAUCGUCGUCCUGGGUGGGAGCUCUCACCCGCAGCUCACCGAGACCAUCUGCAACCACCUCGGCAUACCACCUGCCAAGGUGCUGCUUGACAAGUUCAAGGGCGGUGAGACGCGUGUAGAGAUCGAAGAGAGCGUCCGUGGAAAGGAUGUCUUCAUCAUCCAGUCUGGUGGAGGCAAAGUCAACGAUCACUUGAUGGAGUACGCCCAUCCUCACGAUGGAGUUCGCAUCACCGCCGUUCUCCCUCUCUUUCCCUACUCCCGCCAGUCUGAUAUCCCGUACAACAAGACUGGUGCGCCUCUCUCCAAAGUCCCAGGCUCGCGGUCCAGAACUGGCACAUACACCUUCGACUCUCGGCCGCAGACCCCACAUCCCGGACAGCCUGAGAGCGCGGGUAUGACCAAUGGCGCUACUGCUCUCCACCACCAGCUCAGUAAGAUGAAGAUGGACGAGCGCGCCGGAGGUGGUCCUACUUCCAAUCCUGUCAGCCCCGUCAAAACCAACGGCAUCAAGCGCAGCGACACCGGCGACUCCAAGUCAGACAAGAACGGCUAUUUUGAGAAAGAUCACGGUGCGAACGGCAGCCCCGUCAUUAACGGUCUCUCGCGACAGUCCACGACCAAGCCACCUGCUUUCGAACCCCAGGUCGGGUAUCGCCAGUGGGUUGCUCAGGCUGGUACACUCAUUGCCGACCUUCUGACCUGCGCCGGCGCGGAUCACGUCAUUACUAUGGAUCUUCAUGAUCCCCAGUAUCAGGGCUUCUUCGAUAUCCCCGUGGACAACCUCUACGGGCGCCAUCUGCUCCGCAAAUACAUCCAGUUUAAUGUUCCCAACUACCUGGAUGCCGUCGUGGUCAGUCCCGACGCUGGGGGUGCCAAACGUGCGACCGCUAUUGCAGAUGCGCUCGGCAUGCCCUUCGCGCUCAUCCACAAGGAACGCCGCCCCACGCAGAUCAACGACCGGCAAAAUGCUACCAUGAUGUUGGUCGGAGACGUCGCAAACCGCACCACCAUUCUCGUUGACGAUCUCGCCGACACAUCGAACACGAUCACCCGUGCCGCGAAGCUGCUGAAGAAGGAAGGUGCGACGGAGGUCUAUGCGCUCAUCACGCACGGCAUUCUGAGCGGUGACGCGAUCGAUCGCAUCAACGCUAGCGCCCUCGACAAAGUGGUUGUGACCAACACAGUCGACCAGGCUGAUCACAAGGCACGAUGCCCCAAGUUGGAAGUGCUGGAGGUGGGCAAUGUGUUCGCUGAGGCAAUUCGACGUGUCCACCACGGCGAGAGCAUCAGCGUGCUGUUUGACUACAGCUAG